Molecule: messenger RNA, 783 nt
Organism: Sceloporus undulatus (fence lizard)
Lineage: Eukaryota; Metazoa; Chordata; Lepidosauria; Squamata; Phrynosomatidae
Gene: PPIA
Product: peptidylprolyl isomerase A
Exons: 5
Coding region: 110-607 (165 amino acids)
Biological process (GO): protein peptidyl-prolyl isomerization; protein folding
Molecular function (GO): peptidyl-prolyl cis-trans isomerase activity
Source: RefSeq, a predicted model, not a curated record
CGCUCUUUUCUCUCCGCUGCGCCCCGCUCCCUGACGGAGUCUCCUCGACGUUGCCUUUCCUCUCCUCCUCCUCCGUCGGUCUUCCUUGACUUGAGGCAUUCCCGCCGCCAUGGCCAACCCAGUCGUCUUCUUCGAUAUCCAGGCAGAUGGGGAGCCCCUCGGCCGCAUCACUAUGGAGCUGUUUGCAGACAAGGUUCCACAGACAGCAGAAAAUUUCCGUGCCUUGAGCACUGGAGAGAAAGGUUUUGGAUACAAAGGUUCCUGCUUCCACAGAAUCAUUCCUGGGUUUAUGUGCCAGGGUGGUGACUUCACCCGCCAUAAUGGAACAGGGGGCAAAUCCAUUUAUGGUGAGAAAUUUCGUGAUGAGAACUUCCUCCUCAAACACACAGGCCCUGGUAUCUUGUCUAUGGCAAACGCUGGUCCCAAUACGAAUGGGUCUCAGUUCUUCAUCUGUACUGCCAAAACUGAUUGGUUGGAUGGGAAGCAUGUGGUCUUUGGCCAUGUUAGAGAGGGAAUGAAUGUUGUGGAAGCAAUGGAGCGCUUUGGAUCAAGAAAUGGCAAGACAAGCAAGAAGAUCACCAUCAGUGACUGUGGGCAGCUGUCAUAAAAUUCCUUUUGUCUUAACAACCAACCAUUCCUUCUGUAGCUGGGGUUAGUCCCCUGUAAUCCUUGUUCCUGACUUACUGCUGCUUUUCUAUUGGGUUUCAAUUUCUGCUCCCUCACAAGUCCCACUGGACUGAAGACAACGUUGUUUGCAAAACAAAAUAAACAAGUUAAACCACC